Messenger RNA from Octodon degus (degu), 2166 nucleotides. RefSeq names its product smoothelin like 2 (gene Smtnl2). Bases 20 to 1384 code for a protein of 454 amino acids. The record is from RefSeq and is a predicted model, not a curated record. Gene Ontology annotation, molecular function: protein phosphatase 1 binding; tropomyosin binding. NCBI's taxonomy places the organism in Eukaryota, Metazoa, Chordata, Mammalia, Rodentia, Octodontidae. Gene Ontology annotation, biological process: actin cytoskeleton organization; positive regulation of vasoconstriction. Gene Ontology annotation, cellular component: microtubule organizing center; M band; filamentous actin. The transcript has 8 exons.
CUGUGCACCCUGCUCGGCUAUGGAGUCAACCCUCGACGCUGAGGAGGCGCGCACCGUGCGGGAGUCGCUGGGCAGAUACGAGGCGGCGCUGGAGGGCGCGGUGCGCACGCUGCACGAGGACAUGCAGGGGCUGCAGCGCGGAGUGGAGCGGCGCGUGGCCGAGGCGCUGAGCCUGGCAGGCCCCCUGGCGCGCACCGUGGCUGACCUGCAGCGAGACAAUCAGCGGCUGCAGGCGCAGCUCGAGCGCUUGACGCGCCAGGUGGAGGCGCUGGGCUUGGCGACAGGGCUGUCCCCUGUGCCCGACACGCCCAGCCCCCCGCCCGCGCCCGGGGUUCCAAACCGCGCACCCCGCCUGGGCACCGCACGCUUCUCCAGCCACGCCACCUUCUCGCUGUCCGGCCGCAGCCAGAGUGUGGAUCAUGAAGCUGGAGAGCCUGAGAUGAGACGAACUUCAAACUCAUGCAUCGUUGAGAAUGGACACCAGCCUGGUGCAGGUCCAGGCAGUAGCCUGACCGAGGUUGCCCAAACCUCAGCGCAAGAGCCCAAGCCUCGCCCUGUGAGCCUCCCCUUGCAGUUGCCCCACCAGCCCGUCACAGCUGUCACCCGUGUCUCUGAGAAGUUCUCUGGGGAGACCUCAGUGGCUGCUCUGUCACCCACAUCUGCUGCCAUCCUGGGGGCUGUUAGCCCCAGCACCAAAGAGGACUCCACCCCUUGGACUCCCAGUACCACUGAGAAGAAUUCUUCCUUCACUCGGUCUUUGCCAAGCUUUGGCUACAGGGGAGUGGCAGCAGGCAAGUGCAAGGACAGUCUACCUUUGGUGACAUCCCCCCAGUCGCCUCUGUCCCCGCAGCUGCCAGCCACAACUCAGGCCUCUCACCAGGGGGAGCGUCGAAGGGAGCUGGUGAGGUCACAGACACUGCCCCGCACCUCAGGGGCACAGGCCCGGAAGGCGUUGUUUGAGAAGUGGGAGCAAGAUACAGCGGGCAAGGGCAAAGGUGAGGCUCGUGCUAAGCUGAAGCGGUCACAGAGCUUUGGUGUGGCCAGUGCCAGCAGCAUCAAGCAGAUCCUGCUCGAGUGGUGCCGCAGCAAGACCCUGGGCUACCAGCAUGUGGACCUGCAGAACUUCUCCUCCAGCUGGAGCGAUGGGAUGGCUUUCUGCGCCCUGGUACACUCCUUCUUUCCCGACGCCUUUGACUACAACGCCCUGAGCCCCACACAGCGGCAGAAGAACUUUGAGCUGGCCUUCACCAUGGCUGAGAACCUGGCCAACUGUGAGCGGCUCAUCGAAGUGGAGGACAUGAUGGUGAUGGGCCACAAGCCGGACCCCAUGUGUGUCUUCACCUACGUCCAGUCGCUGUACAACCACCUGCGUCGCUUUGAGUGAAGCCCAGCAGCCUGGAGAGACAAAAAGCCCCCCAGGAGGAGACUGUGGAGCUGCUUGUGUUCCCCAAAUCAGGAUAACCCCUGAGAAGAGUGGCCCAUGGCGUGAGCUGGCUGUUUGUCUUCUGGUGGUGACUGCACCCCGCCAUGCCCAGCUGUGGUACUGAUGGAAAGUAUCGCCCAGUGUGCCCCAACAGCACUGCCACAGCCAAGGGCUCAAAGGCAAUGGGAAAAGUCCCAGAGAGAUAGACAUUGGUGCUAAGUAAUGGUCGUCAUAAAGAAUCGCUCACCUGUGUAGUUUCCGGAAUGCUAAGUUACAGGUUUUCCCUCUGGUGAAUUUGAUACAUGGGCUGGACAGCGUUCCACUGAUUACCAUGUGUUUUUUUCUUUUUGAAUCAACCUACCCAGAGUCUUUUACUUCCUCACACUAUUGUAGGUCCCUUUCCUCCCUCGCUCUGGGCCACUGCCAGGAAACAGAGACCGCUUAAUCAGCAGCCUGACAAAGACCUUAUAGCUUGGGAAGAAACAGUUUAAUCACACCCAAGUCUGGGCACCAGAUGACCUUCAGGUCACCUCUGUCCUUUGGGGAGAUGGUCCUAAAGGCUCUUCUUCCCCAGAGGCUCUCUCUCCAGAAGGUCACAGUGGUCUUGGGAAGGGAUAGGCCCUUGUGCUGAGAGAGUUUUAAAUUCACAUCUUUUUUAGGGGACUUGCUGCAGGUAUUUAUAAAGUAAUUCCACCUAUACCACUGACCCUUUUAUUUGUACAUAAAAAAUGUGUCAAACUUGG